AUGUUUACUGGUCAUAAGAACAGUUUUGCACAUUUUCUCACCGCUCUUACACUUCCACUUAUACAGUUGACAAAAACUGUAAGAAACAGCAACAAAAGUCUGUUUGACGACGACAAUGACGACGAUAACUAUGAUGAUGAUGAUGACGAUGAUGAUGAUGAUGAUGAUGUUGAUGAUGAAGAUGAUGAUGAUGGUGAUGUUGUUGUCGUUAUGUUGACGACGAUAUCGGCGACAACGACGACAGUGAUUGCCGCAGAUCAGAUGUAUCUACGGGACUACAGACCUCAAUAUUCUAUAAAAAUACGAAAAUAA
Molecule: messenger RNA, 312 nt
Organism: Enterobius vermicularis (human pinworm)
Lineage: Eukaryota; Metazoa; Nematoda; Chromadorea; Rhabditida; Oxyuridae
Source: the annotation of a GenBank genome assembly